CAGCAGCUGAAAGGCAGCCAAGUGCAAAUAGAAGCAGCAACUCUCGAAGAAAGCAAACGAAAACUUGUAAGCAACAGCUAAAGAAACCAAUUUACAUAUUUAAGCUUGUAGCGUCCGGCAGCCCAGCCAGAAGCCAACUGCUGACAAUCGGGCCGCCAGUCAGUCAGUCAGUCAGUCAUUUGAAUCAAUAAGGCAAUACAAAUAGACGGGUCAAGUGCAGUCAGUGAAGCUGCUGCCCGUUGCUGGAUCGAAAUCAAAAAAGCAUUUAGCUUCACACCUCAGUUGGCCGCCAGCAGCUGGAUAGAAUGCGGCUGCCAUAUCGCAAUAAGAAAGUCACCCUUUGGGUGCUAUUUGGCAUAAUUGUCGUCACAAUGUUCCUAUUCAAAUUCACCGAGCUGCGUCCCACCUGUCUAUUCAAGCUGGAUGCCACAAACGAUUUGCCAUCACAAAUGAUGCGUAUGGAGAAAUACGUCACAGAUGACAAUCAACGCUCCUAUUCAUACAACCGUGAGAUGCCAUUAAUAUUCAUAGGUGGCGUGCCCAGGUCUGGCACGACAUUAAUGCGCGCCAUGUUGGAUGCUCAUCCCGAUGUGCGCUGCGGGCAGGAGACGCGCGUCAUUCCGCGCAUUUUGCAGCUGCGCUCGCACUGGCUAAAGUCCGAAAAGGAAUCGCUGCGCCUGCAGGAGGCGGGCAUCACCAAGGAGGUCAUGAACAGUGCCAUAGCGCAAUUCUGCUUGGAAAUCAUUGCGAAACAUGGCGAACCGGCGCCACGCCUAUGUAACAAGGAUCCGCUGACUCUCAAAAUGGGCUCCUAUGUAAUCGAGCUAUUUCCCAAUGCAAAGUUUCUAUUCAUGGUGCGGGACGGACGUGCAACGGUGCAUUCGAUUAUAUCCCGCAAGGUGACAAUCACCGGCUUCGAUCUGAGCAGCUAUCGCCAGUGCAUGCAGAAAUGGAAUCACGCCAUCGAGCUAAUGCACGAGCAGUGCCGCGACAUUGGCAAGGAUCGAUGCAUGAUGGUUUACUAUGAGCAGCUGGUGCUGCAUCCGGAGGAAUGGAUGCGCAAUAUUUUGAAGUUCUUGGACGUGCCGUGGAACAGUGCGGUGCUGCAUCACGAGGAGUUCAUCAACAAGCCGAACGGUGUGCCGCUGUCCAAAGUGGAGCGGUCAUCGGACCAGGUCAUCAAGCCAGUCAAUCUGGAGGCGCUCUCCAAGUGGGUGGGCCAUAUACCCGGCGAUGUGGUGCGCGAUAUGGCUGACAUUGCGCCCAUGCUCUCCGUGCUGGGUUACGAUCCGUAUGCGAAUCCGCCGGACUACGGUAAGCCAGAUGCAUGGGUGCAGGACAAUACAUCUAAGCUAAAAGCCAAUCGAAUGCUAUGGGAAAGUAAAGCCAAGCAAGUUCUGCAGAUGGACUCCAAAUCAGAUGAUAAUAACAACAAUAACAACAUCAACAUCAACAACAACAUCAACAGCAUCAGCAACAACAACAACAACAACCACAACAAUGAUGAGAAUAUUAACAAUAAAAUAAUGACAGAGCAACAGCAACUGUUGCAGGCGGAUCAGGAACUGCAACAGGAGCAAGAGUUGGAGCAGGAGCAAUCACAACUGCUACUGCAGCAGCAUCAACAACAGAAGCCAAAGGAUGUCAUCACGAUAAAGCAGAUGCCGUCAAACUUUAACAGCAACAACAAUAACAACAAUGGCAAGCAAUAUGUCGGUGCAUUGGAGGACACAUGAUAUCCGCAUAUACCCAUAAGAUUGCCACGCGGCAAACAUUGAGACGACGAUGACAACACACACUGACACCAGCAACAACAACAACAACAACAACAACAACAGCAGCAACAAUGCGCAUGGCAACAGACAAGCAUCAAAUGUUGGCAAACCAAUUUCAAAUUGUAUUAUGCUUUGGUAAACGCAUAUGCAUAUGCUGAUAUAUAUACAUAUAUAUAUCUAGAUAUAUAUAUCUAGAUAUCUAGAUAUCUAGAUAUAUGAUACAUGCUUGCCACAGUUGCUCAUGCGCGUGUGUGUGUUAUACGUUUAAUCACUUUAAAGACACAUUUACCGCAUUGAAGACACCAUUUUAUACAUAUACUUAAUAUUGAUGUAAACAUAAGUUAAAGAUGUUUAGUAAAUACCACCAAAAACAAAUAGAAAACGUAAACAAACAAAUUAUAAUAAUAAUAAAUAAAAAUAGAAAUCGUUGCAGGGCGCGCUCACUGCUAAGCUCCUCUUUUAUGUACUAUUCCCACAAUACUGUUAAAAAACA
This is a messenger RNA of Drosophila hydei, 2268 nucleotides long. It is a transcript of the gene Tpst, whose product is annotated as protein-tyrosine sulfotransferase. Gene Ontology annotation, biological process: peptidyl-tyrosine sulfation. Gene Ontology annotation, cellular component: Golgi apparatus. The record is from RefSeq and is a predicted model, not a curated record. The transcript has 7 exons. The coding region runs from base 306 to 1736 and encodes 476 amino acids. Gene Ontology annotation, molecular function: protein-tyrosine sulfotransferase activity. NCBI's taxonomy places the organism in Eukaryota, Metazoa, Arthropoda, Insecta, Diptera, Drosophilidae.